ACAGGUCAAGCGUGAAUCGAAGAAAUCAACAGGAAGAAAGGAUCGUGGACCACAUUCUCGUACAAAUACUCACAUUUCUUCCGAAAAUGAUUCUUGUGCAAAGACUUCAAUCAAAUACGAAAUGGAUGAGAAUUUAGAAAUCAAGGAAGAAAUCAUUCAAGAUCCAGGAACUAUUGCAGUCCAUAAAGGGAAUAAAGCAAAUAAGUCAAAAUUUUGCACCGUAUAUAUAAAAGGAGACGACAUUUUGGAGGUUAGACCUAAACUACAGGCCCUAAAGAAGCAAGAAAUUCAGGAAGAAAAACAGGGAAUGAAGUACACCUGCAAAAAGUGUGCACGAAGCUAUACCCGGAAUACAACCUUAACUGCUCAUCAAAAAUUCGACUGUGGCAUCAUGCCACAGUUCAGUUGUAAAUUUUGCAACAGACUAUUUAAAAAAAAAUCUUAUAUGAAUAGACAUAUAGUUCGCGUCCAUGAGAAAACAAGCGUAAAUAAAUCGGUAUUAUUGCAUAAAUGCGACGAAUGUUUUCGAAGUUACACUUCAUUAAGUUCUUUAACUCGACACAAAAGUUCAGAACAUGCAGCAGUCAAACCAAAAUUUAUUUGCGACUAUUGUGGCUACAAAACAAAUCUAAAAAGUAGCUUGUUAAGGCAUAUAGCUUCACGUCACUCUCAGACAUUAAAAACUAGGUAUCAUUGCGACAAAUGCCCUCAAAGUUACACUUGGCUGAUAAGUUUGAAUCAACAUAAACAUUUGAAACAUUCACCAGUCAAACCACAAUUUUUUUGCGAUAUUUGCGGAUAUAAAUCGAAUAGAAAAGGUAAUUUAGUAAAACACAUGACUUCAAAACACUUCCAAACAUCAAGUACGAGGUAUUAUUGUGACAAAUGUUCUAGAAGUUAUAAUUGGUUAGGAGACUUAACUCGACAUAAACGUUCCGAACAUGCAGCAGUCAAAACACGAUUUAUUUGCGACCAUUGUGGCCAUAAAACUAAUCUGAAAAGCAGCUUGGCAAAGCAUAUAACUUCACGCCAUUCAUAGGUUUCAAAUACAACGCAUUGUCUCAACAAAUGUUCUCGUAGUUACAGUUUCUCGGAAUUCUUAAAUCGACAUAAAAAUUUAGGAUAGGCAACAGCCAAAUCUCAAUUUUAUUGCGAUUUUUGCGGAUAUAAGUUGAACAUGAUAGGUAACUUGGUAAAAGCUACAAAAUCGCAAACAUAACUUUGCAAAAAAUAUUACUUCUGGCUAUAUGAACUGAUAAUAAUGUACACGAAACAUUAAACUAUAGGAAAAUUUUUAAUAUUGGUUGAAAAUAUUCAUUAUUUGACAUCAUCUAAAGUGCUUAAAAUUAGUUCUGGUGAAAAUCAGUUCUGUCUACUUUAUUUUACUUAUAGCAAGUUGCGAAGGAGUAAAUUUACUCCCCAUUGAGGUCUACAUUAAUAACGUUUCUUAAAUGUAGAAUUUGUUAUUAAACGUUUAGUUAAUUUGGAAAAAAUAUUUCUCUGCAAAGUUAUAGUUUUGAUGACCACUUUCUUGACAUCUACUAUCAGGUGUUCAAUACUCAGUAAUGCCAUUUAAGAAAGUGGGUUGCGGCUAUUAAACUUUGAUGAUGAAAUUUUUUUUCCUGUUUCACAAAUAAGUAAGGUUUGUUAACAUCUAUAUAAAAUAACUAAUAUCUGUACUAUGUAGAAGCGAAAAAUAAUUGAUUUGACCUAUAUGGAGAAAGAUUGCAUUUUCUUCUAUAAUGUUAUACGUUAACAAAUGGAUUCUGUUCUGAGACAAUAAAAUAAUCAUUUGUCUAAUA
Molecule: messenger RNA, 1802 nt
Organism: Belonocnema kinseyi
Lineage: Eukaryota; Metazoa; Arthropoda; Insecta; Hymenoptera; Cynipidae
Product: zinc finger protein 595-like
Exons: 2
Coding region: 122-1039 (305 amino acids)
Biological process (GO): regulation of transcription by RNA polymerase II
Molecular function (GO): RNA polymerase II cis-regulatory region sequence-specific DNA binding; DNA-binding transcription factor activity
Source: RefSeq, a predicted model, not a curated record